Molecule: messenger RNA, 576 nt
Organism: Spirometra erinaceieuropaei
Lineage: Eukaryota; Metazoa; Platyhelminthes; Cestoda; Diphyllobothriidea; Diphyllobothriidae
Source: the annotation of a GenBank genome assembly
AUGGGUGAGAUCGGUACGAAUCUGCUCCUGCGGAGGAUAGCUGAACAAGACCGCGAACAGAGCAUGAUACGCGACGCAGCACUGGAGAACAAAUUUCGAAAGCUGCCCAAUCCAACGUCGCCCAGAAACGACAAACUGGUGCACAACCUGUCAUCAAAGGAGCUGACGAAGGAUCAGAUGCAGGUUUUAAGGCACGAAGCUUCGUUUAACACGACUAACGCCAAACCUGUUAACAUGACUGCAGCAGUGGAAUCAAUCCUUAGUCAGACGGAGGCUACGGAGGAGACCAAGAGCCUCAUCCGACACCAAGUGUCGUCCCUCCUAAUGGCCCACAGGCCGCGGGAAGUUCUUUCCAAGGUCGAACGUGAUGCGCUUAAAGAACUCAAGGCGGAAAAAGACUUGGUCAUCGUGCCAGCGGACAAGGGACGCUCCACGGUUGUGCUGGACAGGACAGACUACCUUCAAGAAGCCAAAGGUUUACUGGAGGAUCGACAGUUCUAUGUCCCAUGUGCAACGAACCCUGUAAAAGCGCUGACACGCGAAAGUAAUGCUACGUUGUUGGCCUUGGAGAACUAA